Chondrus crispus (carragheen) is the source of this 1532-nucleotide messenger RNA. RefSeq lists its product as hypothetical. The record is from RefSeq and is a predicted model, not a curated record. The transcript has 2 exons. Lineage: Eukaryota; Rhodophyta; Florideophyceae; Gigartinales; Gigartinaceae. Gene Ontology annotation, molecular function: DNA binding. The coding region runs from base 1 to 1389 and encodes 462 amino acids.
AUGCCCAACCCCGCGACUCCACGCAACGUACCACCACCACAUCAAAGCCCGUCGUCAUCUUCCGCGGGACCCGUCAUGCACAGACCACCCGCAUCCCCGACUCCGUCCCAUCUCACAGCGUCUCCUGCAUUCGCCACGCUCCCCCACCCUCAUCUUCAUCCGGCCUCCCCGCACGCCCAUGCCCGCGCUCUAGUCGCCCAUCACCACCCCCGCCAUGUGUCUCCUGUUGCUGCCGCCGCUGCUGCUGCCACCGCCGCCGCCGUAGCCACAACGCCAAGCCCAACCGCCCGGACCACCACAACAGGCCCCUUCGCUGGCUACCCCCUUCCCGUAAAGAAGCCGAGAAAGCCUUACGUCAUCACGAAGCAUCGUGAAAACUGGACCCCGCAUGAACAUCAAUCCUUUCUCGACGCACUCAAGAAACACGGCCGCAACUGGAAACAAAUUGAGCAGCAUGUCAAGACGAAGAACGUCAUCCAGAUCCGCUCUCAUGCUCAGAAAUACUUUCUCAAAGUCCAGAAGAACAAUACUGGGGAGCACGUACCGCCUCCGCGUCCAAAGCGAAAGAAUGCCACAGCCCAAGCAGCUGCUGCCGCCGCUGCCGCUGCCGCCGCCGCCGCAAAUGCCAAUGCAGCUGCCGGUACAAGACCACCGCCUCUAAAUUCCCCGAUGCUGAGAUCACCUGCCACAUCAACUCCGGCCUCACCAGCCAUGUACGCUGCACACCACGCCGCUCUCGUGCAAGCACCGAAUAUGGCCAACUAUGCCAUGCAAAUGGCCGCCGCCGCCGCUUUCCCAUACGGUUCUCCAUACGCGCAGAUGGGUCCGCAUGCGAUGGCGGCCGCAAUCGCAGCUGCUACUGCCACAACCACCGCGACGACGCCACCGCUGCAAAAUACUCCGCGGCGAGCAAAAAGCGUACCAGCCCUUUCAUCGCAAUCCGCUGAAGCGCGAGGGAAUGUUCGUGGGGUCAAGCGCGCUUCGGUAACACCUUCCUUGCCGACCACAGACCCAGGACCGUCGCCGAAAAUCUCAAAAACUCAUAGCCCGUACGCUGGACACAUGCGGGAUGUUUAUGGGAAGGCAGAUACUACCGGAUCAUCGAGGAGCAAAUCAGGUGGGAAGGCGAAGGAGAACCGAACGUCAAACUCCUCGUCACCCAACUUCGCGAAUAUUUAUUCGUUCUUUGCCAAGAUGUUUGAUCCGAGUUGCAACUUUGAUGCUAUCACAGGCGUGAAGGAGGCGUCAAUGUCACCCCUAGAUAAGGAAGUGGUCAAAUUGUUAUUGUCCAACCUUGAGUACAACAUUGCAAACACGACAUUCAGGCAGCAACUACUGGAAACCUAUCGUCAACAGCUACAGCAAAGUGUUCAACAAACAGUCUCAUAAUACUGUGGGGCACGUUUAGGUGCGAAGCAACCUGGGGUACAUCGGACUGUGACGUAGCUAGUGUUGUAGGAUUGCGCCUUGGCUAUCAUUGCAUUAACAUAUAUUCAUUGCCGUUGCGCGGAAGAUAUGCGUUCCCGGUUCAA